AUGCGUGCAACGUACGCCGUUCAAGGCCUCCUGGUAGCUUCCACGACGAUGGCAGCAUCGUACAAUCCGCAGUAUAUUGUUCUUGGAACGGAUGGUACGGUGGUUGAUGCCGAUCCCAGUCUGUACUUCCGAACUGGUAGGAACCAACCCUAUCAACACCAAGGCCAAUUCGAAACCGAGCAAGAGCUUGAUGACUUGGCCAAACAAAUUGAACCUGAAGAGCUUCCGGUGGUCACUCUGCCUUCAUCACACGAUGAACUGCUUGCUGUGACAGAUGUUGACUCCCCGGACCAGGAUUCCGAUGAGGACGAGUUCUCGACAAGCACAGUAUCCCAGGAGACAGCAGCUACCGUCUCGUGGAGCACACUCGCUUUAAUCGAUGAAGAUAUCCCCGGAGUUUACGGUUCUGUCGUAUUCGCCGAGUUGAGUUGCUGUUUUGUGGCAUUCAUCGGAUAUUUGGUGCGCUCGAUUCCUCUAUGGGUCAGCUUCUCCAGGGGUCAGAAAUGCUGCCUCAUCGUGGCGUUCAGUGUAGCAUUUCUCUAUCAGUUUGCAGCUCUGGGCUGGUUCUUUGGUGCUGUGACUCCAGAGCUCAUGCUAGGACUAUCGAGCCUCAUCACGCGAACAAUCUCGCUGGGAAUGGUGCCGAUCACCACCACAUCGUUCAUGGGUCGUGCGAGGUCCUGCCAAGACCACUCUACUACAACUCCAGCACGGUCAAAAAAGUCUUCCCAUUCGCGAAACUCACACCGCCAUCACUCACGCGCCAGAUCCAGCUAGAACUCUUUUCUACGCCCCUAAGUCGUAUAUAUCGCUAUGUAAUUCAUACAUGAAACAACCCAAAGGAACAACUAUUCAACUCCAGAAAGCAAAA
Molecule: messenger RNA, 871 nt
Organism: Phytophthora nicotianae INRA-310
Lineage: Eukaryota; Oomycota; Peronosporomycetes; Peronosporales; Peronosporaceae
Exons: 2
Coding region: 1-777 (258 amino acids)
Source: RefSeq, a predicted model, not a curated record